UGGGUAGGAUUGCGAAACUGUCUGCAGUGAAACAGCCUUAUAUAAGCUCAGUCUGUAAGAGUGUUGCACUGAUACUCACCCAGAACAUCUGGUAAGGUUCGAUAGACAGCAACAUGCUGAGGCUCACUAUUGCUCUUUGCGUCCUGGCCCUUGGCUGGGCACAAAACUGCCAAGUUAGCAACAUCCCAGUAAAAGAGAACUUUGACAAAUACAAGUUCCAAGGAACAUGGUUUGCUGUAGCCAAGAAAGAUCCAUCAGGACUUUUCCUUCUGGAUAACAUUGUUGCCCAUUACACUGUGGAGGAUGACGGCAAACUAACAGCCACUGCUCAAGGCAGAGUCAACAUUCUCAAUAACUGGGAGACGUGUGCCCAAAUGUUUUCCACUUUUGAAGAAACCCCACACCCUGCCAAGCUCAGGCUAAAAUACUGGGGUGCAGCUACAUAUCUCCAGAGUGGAUGUGAUGACCACUGGAUCAUUGAUACCGAUUAUGACAACUACGCCGUGCACUACGCCUGUAGAGUAGUGGACACAGAUGGCACCUGCCUCGAUGGUUACUCCUUUAUCUUCUCUCGCCACCCAAAUGGUUUGAGGCCUCAGGACCAAGCGAUUGUGACACAGAAGAAGCAAGAACUCUGUCUUCUCGGUAAAUACAGGCGGGUUGCCCACACCGGUUUCUGUGCUGCCUGAUUCUCUGCUCAAGGAUUGCCACUAGUCAUUUUUUUUUUUUAAUUUCAUGUCAAUACAAGUGUAAAUUAAAAAUCUGAAUAUGUAGCCUAAUUAAUAAUCGACAGUAGAAUUAUAGCACUGAAGGGUAUAAAUGAUUCUUCUACCAUGAUUAUAUUCUGUAACCUGAACGUUUUAAAAUAAAAAUGUUCAUAUUAGA
Messenger RNA from Neoarius graeffei (lesser salmon catfish), 885 nucleotides. RefSeq names its product retinol binding protein 4, plasma (gene rbp4). Gene Ontology annotation, molecular function: retinol transmembrane transporter activity; retinol binding. Lineage: Eukaryota; Metazoa; Chordata; Actinopteri; Siluriformes; Ariidae. The record is from RefSeq and is a predicted model, not a curated record. The transcript has 6 exons. The coding region runs from base 114 to 689 and encodes 191 amino acids. Gene Ontology annotation, biological process: retinol transport.